Drosophila virilis is the source of this 2169-nucleotide messenger RNA. RefSeq lists its product as uncharacterized. Gene Ontology annotation, molecular function: asparagine synthase (glutamine-hydrolyzing) activity. The record is from RefSeq and is a predicted model, not a curated record. Lineage: Eukaryota; Metazoa; Arthropoda; Insecta; Diptera; Drosophilidae. Gene Ontology annotation, cellular component: cytosol.
GCUCGGCCAGAUGCCGCUGAAGCAGGCUCCAGCUGCAAAGUUAGAGUAUUCAAAAGAGUUUGGUUCAUUAAAUGUGCGAACAUUGUGAGCGCAUCCUUUGAGCUCUUGAUCAAUCGAGAUGUGCGGCAUUUUGGCCAUAUUCUCGCCGGACGGCCGAGCGAUCCAGGCGCAGAGCGUGCACAGCCUGCGGGAGCUGGCGUAUCGUCAGAGCGGCAAGCAAAGGCAUCGCGGUCCGGACGACACCGGCGUCCUGGUUAUAGCCGAGCAGGGCGUGGCUCUGGUGCACGAGCGUCUGGCUGUGAUCGGCGUGGAGACGGGUCACCAGCCGCUGCAGUCCCGCGACGGCAACAUCUCGCUGAUAGCCAACGGCGAGAUAUACAACUAUGUGGAGCUGGCCCGGCAGAUUGCCACACGGCUGCCCGGUUAUCAGCCGAAGAGCGACAGCAAUGUGAUCAUCGAGCUGUACGAGGAGCACGGCGCCGAGCUGCUGCAGCACAUCAGGGGCAUGUUCAGCUUUGUGCUGUACGAUCGCCGACGUCGGCAGCUGCUGGUGGCACGCGAUCCUCUGGGCAUCAUACCGCUCUAUAUGGGCCACGAUGCGGCGGGCAACAUCUGGUUCGCCUCGGAAAUGAAGUGCCUGACGGGCGUCUGCCAGCAGCUGGGCAUCUUUCCGCCCGGCCAUGUGGCCGCGGGCACUGUGGAGCAACUGCAGCAGCUGCAGCCGGUGCGCUAUUACAAGCCCAGCUGGAGACGUGUGAUGCCCACGCGGCAGGUGCAGCUGCAGGAGCUGCGUGCUCAGCUGGAGCUGGCCGUGCGCACGCAUCUGCAGUGUGAUGUGCCCUUCGGGGCGCUGCUGUCGGGCGGCGUGGACUCCAGCCUGAUAGCCGCCAUUGCGGCCAGGAUAAUGAGAGAACGGAAUGCCGGGCACAAGCUGCGCACCUUCUCGGUGGGCAUGCACGGCUCGCCGGACUUCGAGCAUGCGCACCUGGUGGCCCAGCACAUUGGCAGCCAGCACGAGGAGAUCGCGUUCAGUGUGGAGGACUGCCUGGACGGUGUGCGCGAUCUGAUCUAUCAUCUGGAGUCCUACGAUGUGGCCACCGUGCGCUGCAGUCUGCCCAUGUUCUAUCUGGCCAGGCACAUCAAGAGUACGGGCAUCAAGAUGAUACUCUCCGGCGAGGGCGCAGACGAAAUAUUUGGGGGCUAUUUGUACUUCCACAAGGCGCCCAACUAUGAGCAGUUCCACGAGGAGAUGGUCACACGCUGCGAGCAGCUGCAUGUCUCCGACAUACUGCGCGCCAACAAGGUGACCAUGUCCAAGGGCCUGGAGCUGCGCGUACCCUUCCUGGACACCAGCCUGGUGGAUCAUGUGAUGAGCAUACGGCCGCAGGACAAGAUACCGGGUCCACUGAACGAGUACCUGGGCCAGCGCAAGUGGCGCAUGGAGAAGUUCGUGCUGCGCCAGGCAUUCGCCGGCGACUAUCUGCCGGAUGCCGUGCUCUGGCGCCAGAAGGAGCAGUUCUCGGAUGGCGUCGGCUAUGCCCUCAUCGAUGCCUUGCCCGAGUUUGCGGCUCGCCAUGUCAGCGAUGCCCAGCUGCUGGCGGCGCAGGAACGCUUUCCCAUCAAUCCACCCAAGACCAAGGAGGCCUUCUACUAUCGCUGCAUCUUUGAGGAACAGUUUCCGGGCGAAGCAGCUGCCAACACCGUAGAGAAGUGGGCGCCACGUCUGGACUGGGGCUGUCCAGAGGAUCCCUCCGGACGAGCACAAACGGCACACGACCAGGCCUAUGGAAAGUGUUAGGUGCAGUAGGGGGGCGGGGGAGGACCCCUUAUUGGGUCAAUUGUGUCUCCUUCUGCAGUAGAUGUUUCUCGGGCUACAGGGUAUUUUAAUUGAUUACAUAAAAACAGAUCACAUUAUAUUUGUUGAUUGAACACGAAUUUAGCAUAAUUUUUAAAGAUUUUUGCACAAAAGUAUUAUUAGUAUCUAAUAAGCUUAAAAUAAAUUUGCUAUCGCAAAAUAUGUGAAUUUAUUCACAAUUUAUAAUGAAUAUUCACACGCGGAAAUUAAUUGAACUUGAACUUGCCAAGAUUCAAUUGAUUACAAAAUAUGUGCACAAUAAUAAUAGCAAUAGAAAAAAAUCAAUAAUUAAGUGCAAUCGGUUUAGCGCGCCA